Messenger RNA from Epinephelus lanceolatus (giant grouper), 5685 nucleotides. It is a transcript of the gene gabrzb, whose product is annotated as gamma-aminobutyric acid receptor subunit pi. Gene Ontology annotation, biological process: monoatomic ion transmembrane transport. NCBI's taxonomy places the organism in Eukaryota, Metazoa, Chordata, Actinopteri, Perciformes, Serranidae. Gene Ontology annotation, molecular function: extracellular ligand-gated monoatomic ion channel activity; transmembrane signaling receptor activity. The record is from RefSeq and is a predicted model, not a curated record. Gene Ontology annotation, cellular component: membrane.
GUGGUUAAUGGGAAUCCGCUGACGGAGCACAACCAGUUGUUCGUGCGGGCAUAUGUAUGCGCGGAUCAGCAGGUGCUGUGUUUAACAAAACUGGAUGGAAGUCACGGUUACAAGCACGCCGAUCUGAGGGGACAUUCUCACGGUACGGACUCUUAUUUCCAGGAUGCGCUGACAUAUAUGACAUGCUCACGGCGAUCGGCAGUCACAGAUAAACUCCACCUGGCAUCUCCACUCCCUCGGUAGCCAUGGCUUUCGCUAUAUCUGGAGGGACCGUGUUCACCAUCCUUCUCAUUAGCAGGUUGUUAGAGAGCUCGUUGCUCAACGCAGAAGUGAAGGAAGGAGAGAUCCUGCCUCCUACCAUUCAGAGGCUGAUGAAAGGAUACAACAAGUACCUCAGGCCUUUCUUUGACAAUGGUCCUGUAACAGUGGGUAUGAGCCUGGACAUUGCCAGCAUUGACACCAUCUCAGAGAUCAACAUGGACUACACCGCCACCAUAUUCCUCCGCCAGCGCUGGACGGACGAGCGCUUGGUGUUUGAGGGCAACAAGAGCUUGAGUCUUGACGGGCGCCUGGUGGAACUGCUCUGGGUUCCUGACACCUUCAUCGUCGACUCCAAGAAGUCCUUCCUCCAUGACAUCACCGUGGCGAACAGGCUGAUUCGCAUCUUCCCCAAUGGGACCGUCCUUUACGCGCUGAGGAUUACCACCACCGUGGCUUGCAACAUGGAUCUGACAAAGUAUCCCAUGGACAAGCAGACCUGCACACUACAACUGGAGAGCUGGGGUUACAACGUCAAUGAUGUCAUGUUCUACUGGACCAGAGGAAAUGAGUCUGUCAGUGGUUUAGACACUCUACAGCUGGCUCAGUACACAGUAGAGGACCACUACACAUCUGUCUCAGAGGCCGUUUAUGAAACUGGCAAUUACCCGAAGCUGGUCUUCCACUUUGAGCUGAAGAGGAGCAUUCUGUACUUCAUCCUUGAGACUUAUGUCCCCUCGAGCCUGCUUGUUGUCCUCUCAUGGGUUUCCUUCUGGAUUUCCCUGUCCUCUGUUCCAGCACGUAUUUGUAUAGGAGUUACCACAGUACUGACUAUGACCACUCUGAUGAUGGGCGCCCGGACAUCGCUGCCCAACGCCAACUGCUUCAUUAAAGCCAUUGAUGUUUACUUAGGGAUUUGCUUCAGUUUUAUCUUUGGAGCGCUCAUUGAGUACGCCGUGGCCCACUUCUGCACCCUCACUCACACCGACUCACACAUGCUCAUGUAUUCCCACCACUUGCACGACCUUGACGACGAAAUGAACGGCAUCAUCACCACCAUCGCCAAUCACAACAGGGCCAAGAGACGCAAGGAGGCUGCCGCGACUCCCACGCCGGCCCCUGCCUCCCUAGAACUCACUGUCAGCCCGUCCAGCCCCUCGGGCAGUGAGCCUAAGCCUGAGGCAUCACCCCCGGAACCUACCAACUGGUGCCUCACUGCUCUGGCCACCGUCCGCAAAGUGCUUCGCUCCAUAAAUUGCUGUCACGUGGAGAACCCUCACCACAUAGACAACUACUCCAGAGUCACUUUCCCCCUCUCUUUUGUCAUGGUUAAUCUGCUCUACUGGACAUAUUAUCUGUACUUUUAGCGUCGGCUUGAGCGCAGCACGUGUCCCAGAGAGUGUGAGACAGAGAGUGUAUGUAGUCAAGAAGUGUAUUUUACUGUAUGUAUGUAUGUACAGUAAGUGUUAUUUAGGUUUGUUUCAAGAUGAGUGUGUAAAAUUUCUGCAUUUGGAUUCAUGAGCGAAGUAGCAUACUUAUAUAGGGUUGUCUUCGAGGAAAAGUAAUGCUUAUAAUUACAGCUCCAUUUUUAAAUAUUGUAUACUUAAACUGACAAAGUUUUAUACAGCGGUCUUCUUAAAACUGGGCGAGAUUUAAUCAAUGCUCAUACAAACUGAGAUGAAAAGAACAUUGCUUAGAAAGAAAGACUUCGCGAGUUUGCAUCUUUUUCGCCGUAGUAUAUUCAUUUUAGGUCUAUCACUGUGCAGGUUGUUACUGUUGGACGCACAGAAGAUGGAGCUGUAAUUUAAGGCUUUAUGGCAUAAUAUGCUGGCAUUGCUGAGGGAGAGCAAAAGCCCGCUCCACUUUCAUUCCCUGUUGUGAUGGAUUGAUUAUUGAACUUUACAACUUCAUCUUCCAUUUCUGCCUACAGGUACAACAUUUAGAGGGAAAUAGCAAAAAUAAUGGAUAGGAGAUGAGAGACGAGGGAGCAAAUAACUCAACGAGGAGAGUGUGUUAAAAAAUAUAAACCAGUCUCCCAAGGACGAUCGCUUCCGUUCGCUGUUGAAACCUCUCUGUCUUCUGUGUCCUUCUGUGAGUUAUUUUUAAUUCACUGAGCAGUGCUGACUCUCUUUGCCUGCAUUUAUUUUUUUCAUUGACACUAUAAAUGUAGUGGCCUUUGAUCCCUUCAGUUGUAUUUUGGAAAUCUGGCCACCAUGGACAGUAUUAUGGCACUUGUCAUCUCACAAAUCUGUUCUGCAGAUUCACGAGGAAGGAAAUGAAACUGAAACAUGAUGACCAAUAAAUUAUACAGCAUAAAUAUCACACCAUGGAAUUAAUAAUGAUAUGAAUAAAUAGAGUGAAAUAUAGAUAAGAUUUGAAAUUAUUUCUAAAAUAUUAUUUUAUUUAAAGGGGGCCUUUUAUGCUUUAACAUAUUUUGUGUCUUAUAUAUAGAGUUAGUGUCAGAAAUUCAUAUUAAAUGUAGUUAAAGUUUUAAAUUUUGAGGUAAACGUAGGUAAAAGUAAUCCCUCUGAGCAAAAUCCUCAGGUUGCAUACCUUUCUGAACACUCCACUUCCAGCAGUUUUUCAAUACUCUGGCAACAGUUUGACACCAAAGUGUCACCGAUUUCUUUAUAUGGUCAUCUGCUCCAGGCAUGCCGCUGCAACUGCUCACAUUAUGUAGCCUUCACUGCUACAUGUAGCUACAUGCUAAUGUCAGCAAAAUAUGUAAUCUUGGUUGCCAGUGUUGGUAAUUUCUCUCUGAUUUCAGAUCAUAUUCCUGCUAGAACAUUGUCAGAUUGUGAGGAUUUUGGCAUAGACGCUUUUAUUGGUGAUUUUUCACAGUUCAGGGUGCCGCUAUUCUCCAUUACUGCAAGUACACUGCUAUAUGUAGCUCCAUGCUAACAGCAGGAAAACAUGUAAACUUGAUUAUCGAUGUUGUACAGUAUAUUUCUCUCAGAUAUCGGACUGUAUUCCUGUUGUAACAUGUCUGAUUGGGUUUAGAAGCUUUAAUUGGAGAAUUUUCAUUCCCCAGGUGAAAGUACACCGAUAGUGUACAUAUAGCUAUGUGCUAACACCAGGGAAACAUGUAAUCUUUGCUGCUGAUGUUAUUAAUUUCUCCUCAAUUUCAGAUCAAAUUUCUGUUGGAACAUGUCCGGUUAUCUUAAGAAUCUUUUAUUGGUGAUUUUUGUGGCAGAAAGUGCAACUAUUCUCCAUUACAGUCACUUCCCUGGCUGCUAUGACAGUACAGAGAUGCAAAUAUACGAAACCUGAAAAUGCUGACAAAUCAGAGCAGAAUGGGCUUUUUCAGGAGAGCGGCUUAAAGAGACAGGUGUAACAGAAAGAGGGUGAAUGCAGGUGUUCCAGCACAGGCAGUGUAAGGAAAAUGAAGUGGUUUUUUUUUUGUUUUGUUUUUUUUUUAUAAAGCAUGUCAAUAUGUUCUAUUAGAAACCCCAAAUACAAGUAUGAACUUGAAAAUGGGCUUAAUAGGUCCCCUUUAAUCUUUUUUUCUUUUUCAUUAUAGGUAUAAAAAUAACAUAGUAAUGGGAUGUGUUUUAAUAAUAAAUAACAUUAUUUUACUAUUUAUUGGUUGAUUUGUAAAUGUCACUUUAUUUAUUCACAUGAGUUUGUAUUUUAGUAUGUUUCAUUUACUUAUUUAAUGUGGACUUUGUGUUUUAUAUUAACUAGACAUGUGUAAUGCAACAUUGUGACAUACAGGGCAACAACACCAAGACAGACACAUAAUAGUGAUAUACACAGCACUCUUUAUUUGCUGCUGGUAGUGUUUCUCUGUCUUUGUAAAACAUAACACAGCAGUCAGACCUAGAUGUGUUAGACACUGUAGAGUGAUUUGAAUAUGAAUGAAAUGGCCAAAAUAUUUCAACGGGAUGUCAUCAUCUGUGCAUUAUCCAAAUGGAAAAAGGCCUGGAUAUGCUACACUUGAGGUUUCACUUCUCUCCUCAGUUUUUAGGCUGUUGUCAUCUCUCGCUGAGUGGCUAUUGAGUAUUUCAGUUCAGGUGAUAUGGUACAUUUGCUACCAGUGAUGUGAACCAAAGAGCCAAAGAUUCCGAUUUUAUUUCCUUUUUCUUUCCCUUUAGUUCUUCAACUAGGAGAAUUUAAGUGCAUUUUCAAAUAUCAUGUUUGUUAUUGAUAGGAUCAUUCUGAAAUAGCAUGCAGUCAAUGAGCAGAUGAACAUAACACUUUACAUUUCAGACAGAAAACAUGAUUCAGUUUAAAUACAGGGAUGCAUGUUUAUUUAUUGCUGUAUUCAAUAUUACUGUGACAUAUGCUCACUCAUUCCAUCUCAUUUUUAAGAACUACCAUUUGAUGUGUAUUAAACAUUAGCUACAUUUGUAUCUAUUUAUAUUUCAUUGCCUUUUAAUCUGUUUAUGUUCCUAUUUUAUCUACAUUCUUUCUCAUGUUUUAAUCUAUUUUUGAAUAUGUCAUCAACUGACAUGUUUUGAUUGCUCUCCUUGCCUGAUGAUAAUAGAAAAGUAGGAUUUACUUUUGUUUCCGUUUUUUCUGCAUGGUUAGCAAGUGCAACUUUACUUUCCUCUGCUUUGCUUGAUUUGUUUUUUGGAGAAUCAUCAUAAAAUGCUCAACUGAGGCUGUUGAAAGGAUUAGAUCUGUGAUUGCUAAUGAUGCAGCUUUGAAUUUGGGUCUCAUCUGAGUCCAAAAGUGCAGGAUGUUUGAACUUCUGUUCUCAUUUUCAGUUAUUUGAAAGGAUGAGUGAUCAGUGACAGUGUUCAUUUGCCUUUGAGCUGUGUCUGCUCAGCAGAAGUUGGUGAGCACCAGCCAAUUGAAAAAGGUUAAUAUGAUUAAACAGACUGUCAGCUUUUAUACAAUAUUGCACCACGGUGGUAGUUUUGAUAGUCAUCUUCUCAGUGAACAGUACAAGAAAUGAAUGCCAAUAUGGAGCCAAAGAACCACAAGAGCAACCACAGAGAACGUUUUUUUUUUUUUCACUUGGUGAUGAAGUUGGUCCAUACACAAAGCUUAAGGGUAUCAAUUGUCCGAUGGCUCCACGGUCGCAACUACAUUAUCAGCGCUGGUUUGCUCUGAACGAACAGCAUUUUGGAUGGUUACAGAAAACCAAGGAUGGUGAUAAAACAUUGUAGAAACAAAGGUAUGACAUUUUGGGCAACAUUACCAGAGCAUUUGUGGAGCAACAACAGAAAAAUGGAACAUGGCUACCGUUGGAGUGCCCUUUCUUUCCUGUUGUGGGACAUGUCUAAUAAUGCCUCAAGGUGAUGUUGGCUACCAACCUCACAGUUCCUGGGACAUCUUCAUGUGAAAUGUAUUUAUAUACUGUAGUACCAUGCUGAUAUAGGCAUUGAUUUGCUUAACCUGUUGUAAAUAAAUAGUAACACUGUGCAUGAUCAUUUGGUGUAUGAAUAUGAAUGAUAGCAAUAAAAGAGGUUAAUGUGUGUA